CGUUCGCGAACUUCUUUGUAAUGUGCUCGAUCGGAGACGCCGGGUUGUGUUUUUUUAGAAUAGCGAAAUUGUAUACCUUUUCGACCGAGCCCUAGUGAACUACUGUUCUAGUUGCACCGGUCGCUUUUAACUGAGUGAGCUCGAUCAGUGAUCUGCCACAGGGAAGGGAUGCCAGCACAGUUGGCGAGCUCGCCUCUCUUCCCGAGGGACGUUCUAAAUGGAACCGUAUUGUGAAAGUGGUGCGGUAAGGGAAGUGUAUGCAUUCCAGAUAUGAUACGCUAGGAGGAUCGACGCGGACUCCCCACGGUAGCUCGCACUACCCGAACUUUUAUUGGCUUCUUCGAUGUGAAGGAUGCAGCAGCCUCACCUUGAAAAUGCGAGCACGACAGCGAAUGCCCCUACCUCCAGCAAGGUGUUGGACGAGCAGAGUAUGAGCAUAUUCGAAGAGCUUGUGGACGACGUCAUACUAGGAGCCUGCUUUGAGGUUCACCGUUCUGUCAAAUUGGGCAUCUUCUUUCUAGACGAAGCCACAGAUGACGAAAAGAAAUACGAAAUAGUGGAUGAAGUAGGCUUGGAUGUCUUUGGUCAAGUUCCUCUGAAGAAGCAGUUCGAAUGCGUGUGUCCAAACUGUCAAAGGAAUUUGGCUGCGUCGCGCUUUGCGCCUCAUCUAGAAAAAUGUAUGGGUAUGGGAAGAAACAGCUCAAGGAUCGCAAGCAAGAGGAUUGCAAACACCGGCAGAGCGGAAAGCGACGUAGAUGAUUACGAUAAUGACAGUGACUGGAACUACCUGUCUGAUCGAAAACCGGCCAAGAAAAGGAAAGAUAGGAACUGCCCACGCAAAAUUAAAGGAAAGCCUAAAAAUGGAGAACAAGCAAGCACUAGCAGUGCAUCAGGAGAGACCUCAAACAGCAUUUCAACUUACGAAAGCCUUUCUAUGGAGGAAAGAAAGGCUUUGUUGACGCAGAUGUGCGGAGUGAUCUCGGAGCACACAAAAAAAAUGUGCACCCGUUCUCAGCGUUGCCCACAGCACACAGAUGAGCAGCGCAAAGCAGUCAGGCAGUUCCUUUUGAAUCAAGGCGCUGGAAGCAGCACGCUAUCUGCAGACGCCAGUGAUGAAGUGCACAUUGACGUUGACACGUUUGACGAGGCCGACAACCACGCACUGCACGACACGAUCGGGCAGCUGUGGGAAACCGUCAGUUCCACCAACUCCUCCCCUGCAGAUGGUAGCUUCCAGGGAAACAAUGGUGCCGUGGGAAAAAAGAAGGACAAACGUCUACAGCCUUUUGGCAGCUCAGCGAAGAAACCCAACAAGUCACGGCCCAGCAGCAGCAGCGGCCCUUCGAGUGCGGCCGUCGAACCAGUGAGCUCCGACCUGCUUUGACUGGGAGGGGUGUUCGUGCCCCAGUGCCAAACAUCUCGCCCAUGUGGUUCCUCUCUUCCUGGCAUGCUGCUGCGAAGGACGCUUUCCACCUCGCUUCUUGUUGCUGCUACGCGUUGGUUUUCCUCGAGGAAAGUGGGGAUUCUCAACAGCUGCCUUCCCCGUUUAGUCAACCACACGAACCGGUCAUCGCAUCGGGAGGUAAAGGAAAGCGGCAGCCUCCUUUCGCUCUUCUGCAGAGCUCUCCGCGCAGUGUUAGUCCUCUCAGCUGGCAGAGGGGCUGACGGCCGCGUAGCACCGACACAAUUCUAGUAUGUGUAUUUAUGGCUGUGGUGGUUCCAUGUCGCCCUGUGCAAAACUCUCCCCACGUUAGUGUGAGUUGUCAUACACGGUGUGUGCACCUCUAGCUAUCUCCUCCCAUUGUGGUUAUGAGAUGCUGGGCAUUGUCAUGGGUAGGGAACAGCUUCAAAUCGGGCGGCUUUGUCUUUUGUUAAUGAAGUAACAGCAAAAAGCGCAUCAUGUGUUGUUAUUAAAGGGACUUUUUUCCUCGUGCAUCCUGUCCACCAACGGUGCAGUGAGUUGUUAUCUGGUAUGUGUUCUGCUGUAAUGUACCCUCGUUUCAGAAAACUUCAGCGUGAGUGACAUUUUUUUGGUAACUUCUUUUCUUUUCUGUGAAGGUUAUCGAAAUUCAACAACCUGUGUUCAUUGUCGUUUUCGUCGCCUUUUUGCUUGUAUAUAUCGUUGGGUGCAUUCAGUAACACUAGAAUGCACGUGCUAAAGAACAAUAAAAACGCUUGAUGCAGUGACGCACCAAAUCUGUGCUCGGCAGCAAUGAGAAAGCACAAUCACUUUAGCUAGGCUGUCUGUUCUCUGCCCAUGACUCUCCCAUUAACCAGUGUGAGGGCGAACUAUUCCUGCACAUUUUCUUCUUUUUUUUCUGCUUCCCUUGUUCUCAAUACAAAGGCAAGAAAGAGGGGAAGGAAGUCAUUGCGACCCGUAAAUGUGUGCAGGGCGAGACUUACUACUCAGGUGUAACAACUUUUUGUUUGUUCGUUUUUUUCCUCCCUCAUUGGGAAAAUGGAACACGUGGACACCAGUUUUGUCUUCUCACAUUUCUUUUGUCUGUGAUAUUCGCAGUGGCAGCCAGCCCGUUCUCUCUUCGUUCUCAUAACAACAAGGUCACGAAAAGUGUGUGCGUGUUUGGGUGGAGAGGCAUGUGUGCUGUCGGAAUCUCUCGUUGUUGUAAGAGUGGCAGUGUCAUUGAUUUCAGUAGCCACUGUUUCAUUGUUUUGUUUGUUGUCUUACGUUUGUUAAGUUGUUUUUCUUCCUUUUUUUCCCCCCCACGAGUAUUAAGACUCUCUUCUUUCAUUUAAGUGAUGUUCGUCGGCAGCCACUAGGAAUAAGCUGAUAAACUGUGGAGGGUAGUCUUAAUACAAAAGUGUUCAAUGACCAGCGAUGUGAAAAAGCAUUACUGCCACGUAAAAUUUGAGCUUAACGCCUUGGAGAACAUAACACAAAAAGCCUUUUCCAGUUUUGUCCCCAAGAGCGGCGCAUUGUACUUGUUCUUCAGCAUGAUGUAUGUGGACAGAGUUACACAUUGCUCAGUAUAACCUGCACCAACAACUUUUUUUUAUGGGAAAGCAUUUUACGUGGCAGUAGUAUCGUACUGGCCUCUAAAAGGACAAAACUAUGUAGGAAAAGCUUCUAGCCUUGGAUCUUUUUUUUUUUCCAGUGCAUGUAACAGCGUAACAAAAUACUUAACUGGACCAUGCGCGAUAUCGAAGCAGAUUGAUUUUGAUGCACCACACUGUGUGAAAAUUUAGAAAUUCGGUCAACUCGGCAACGUGAACACUGUGUGAUUGUUCAUUAUUUCUUUCCAACUGUGAUAUGCACAGGAGUGUGUUGACAUGGGAUCAUGUAUGCUUGGAAAGGCAAAAGUGUGAAUAAAGUUGCCUCAUUUUGUACUGCCA
Rhipicephalus sanguineus (brown dog tick) is the source of this 3351-nucleotide messenger RNA. RefSeq names its product ataxin-7-like protein 3 (gene Sgf11). The transcript has 11 exons. The coding region runs from base 353 to 1384 and encodes 343 amino acids. Gene Ontology annotation, biological process: positive regulation of DNA-templated transcription; regulation of transcription by RNA polymerase II. Gene Ontology annotation, molecular function: transcription coactivator activity. Lineage: Eukaryota; Metazoa; Arthropoda; Arachnida; Ixodida; Ixodidae. Gene Ontology annotation, cellular component: DUBm complex; SAGA complex. The record is from RefSeq and is a predicted model, not a curated record.